Messenger RNA from Gongylonema pulchrum, 633 nucleotides. Lineage: Eukaryota; Metazoa; Nematoda; Chromadorea; Rhabditida; Gongylonematidae. The record is from the annotation of a GenBank genome assembly.
AUGAUCGACUUGAAUCGGCCCCAGCAUAAUCCAAAGUUGGUCGGUCCAGGAGGCGAACCAGAGCAGGCCGCGUUGCAGGGAUUCAGCGCUCAUCGACGGAACAAGUAUAAAAGUGUCAAUUCGGAGGGGAACUAUGUGCACGAGGUUGUUUUGCCGGCUGAUUCGGACUAUACGCCACUGCAGCCGGGUCAAAGCGCUCCAGCCCGAAUUUACGAGUUCCAGUUGGAUGCAUUUCAAAGAGAUGCAAUCACUUGCAUCGAUAACGGUCAUUCUGUACUCGUUUCGGCUCAUACCUCGGCUGGCAAGAGCGUCGUUGCGCUAUAUGCGAUAGCGAUGUCGCUGCGCGAUAAACAGCGUGUCAUCUACACGUCACCGAAGGAAGCCCUGCCCAAUCAGAUUUAUCGAGAAUUGCGCGAAGAAUUUGGCGAUAUUGGCUUGAUGAGUGCCGGCAUGACACUGAACCCGGACGCUUCUUGCCUGGUGAUGAGCACCGAUAUAUUGCGCUCGCUGUUGUACCGUGGCUCCGAUUUGGUGCGCAAAGUGGACUGGGUCAUUUUCGAUGAAAUGCAUUAUAUACCCGAGAACGGUUUGUCGCAACCAUUUGCACUGAUCAGUUUGGCUUGUGCUCCCUGA